This is a messenger RNA of Carassius carassius (crucian carp), 1942 nucleotides long. RefSeq names its product prostaglandin E2 receptor EP4 subtype-like. Bases 322 to 1692 code for a protein of 456 amino acids. Gene Ontology annotation, cellular component: plasma membrane. NCBI's taxonomy places the organism in Eukaryota, Metazoa, Chordata, Actinopteri, Cypriniformes, Cyprinidae. The transcript is spliced from 2 exons. The record is from RefSeq and is a predicted model, not a curated record. Gene Ontology annotation, biological process: cellular response to prostaglandin E stimulus; inflammatory response; adenylate cyclase-activating G protein-coupled receptor signaling pathway. Gene Ontology annotation, molecular function: prostaglandin E receptor activity.
AAACUUGUUGUGAAGUCACUUUAGUGAGACUGAGGGCAACCGUGGACUAAACACCUCUCACGAGCAAAACAAAGGACUGAACUUUAAGACUUGUGAAUGACUACAUGCGUACCCGACUCUGGCGAGUCCAAAUGUAUCCUACUCCGACACGCGCUUUGGAGAUGAUGGAGACGCGUAACGGCGCGUGAAACGUCUAUGUGGAAGGUAUCAUCGUGGGAUCUUUGACAUCGAUUGAGAAAGUCAAGGUUUCGUACAAUGCGUCUUGAACGCAUGAUUUGAUUUGGACAUCAACCUGCGUGUGAAAAAAAACACUCUGUGAAGAUGAACGAAACGAGCACGAGUCGAGGCAAAGGUUAUGACCCCACCAUCCCGGUCAUUAUGUUCAUAUUUGGUGUGGUCGGGAACGUGAUUGCUAUCGUAGUGCUUCGAAAGUCGCGAAAAGAGCAAAAAGAGACCACUUUUUACACCCUGGUGUGUGGACUUGCCGUGACUGACCUCUUGGGAACUCUCCUCGCGAGCCCAGUCACCAUUGCCACCUAUGUGAAGGGAGAUUGGCCCGGCGGGAAACCUCUGUGUCAGUAUUCCGGCUUCAUUUUACUCUUCUUCUCCUUGGCAGGUCUCAGUAUUAUCUGUGCCAUGUCCGUCGAGAGGUACCUCGCCAUCAAUCACGCUUAUUUUUACAACCACUACGUGGACCAACGGGUGGCAGGCUUGGCUCUGGCGGUGAUCUAUGUGUCCAAUGCACUCUUCUGCGCUCUUCCGAGCAUGGGACUGGGAUCCGUGGUGCAACAGCAUCCAGGAACCUGGUGUUUCAUUGACUGGCAUAGCAACGAUAGCACGAACGCCACUUUCUCUUACAUGUACGCGGGCUUCAGCUCCAUCCUCAUCCUCGCUACGGUCCUCUGUAACGUGCUGGUGUGCGCGGCUCUCAUCUUGAUGCACAAGCGCUUCGUCCGCAGGACCUCGCUGGGGACGGACCAGGCGCGAGUCGCGGAGAUCAGGCGCAGGAGGAGUUUCGCGCGUCUGGCCGGCGCGGAGAUCCAGAUGGUCAUCCUUCUCAUAGCCACGUCCAUUGUCGUUCUCAUCUGCUCGAUUCCUUUAGUGGUGCGGGUGUUUGUGAACGAGCUGUAUAAUUCUACAGUAAUGACUGAAGAAAAGCCGAACCCAGACCUUCAGGCCAUUCGAAUUGCCUCUGUUAACCCCAUUCUAGACCCCUGGAUCUACAUUCUGCUGAGAAAGACAGUCGUGCAGAAGAUUCUGGAAAAGAUCAAGUGCCUCUUCUGCAGGAUCGGUGGGAGGAGACAUGGGAAUAGCCCUACGGAGUUCCACUGUGGGAACGGCGUCCACAGCUCAUCGGUCAUGUCUCGUGAUUUUCCGUCGCUAGCGUUGCCCGAGCUGCCAGAGGUGAUCAGCACAUCACAGAUGUACCUGUAUCCCAUGGAGGUGGGACAGGAAAUGGGCUGCUGCGGUGGCUCUGUGCAGAGCAGGACGUGUUCUACUUCAACCGAGCAAACCCUUCUGCGGGACUCUCAGGUGGUAGAGCUCAGCAGUGGAGAAAACGGGAUGGAAACGGGCACGGACUCACAUUCAUGCACGCACUCCAACACAAAUGAAUCCCAGUGUUCCAAGCACCAGCUGCUGCAGGUGACCUUUACAGAUGAGACUUUAAGCUUACAAGAAAGAAGCAUAUGAUGCAUGCUGAAAAACUUGCUUAGUUCAGCAGAACGAUGUGUCGGGAGGUGAAAAACAUUUCAAGAGCUUGAUGUGAGUGUUGUGAAUAGAAUCAGAACUUCUCAGAGCAAAAAAUGAAAUAAAGAAUUCCUAAAAACUCAUGAGACUGAAGAGAAAAGUUUAAGAGAAAGACUAACCAAAGGACUAAACUUGGUGCAAGAAAGUGAAAAAAAGUGCUUACUAAAGUAGGAAAAACAAUGUUGCUAUAUAU